CCAAACCACCUGCCACCAUUUCAAAUGGCUAUUCUUCCUGGUAAACAUUGGUGAAGAACUGACCACCCUGCCUGCUCACCUCUGCCCAGAGGAACAAUGAAGUCAGUCAUGCCGAACAAUUGCUGACCCAUGAGUUAUGUUCCGGUGAAUGAGAUGAGCCCACAGGAUAGCAGAGUGAAUACUCACUCUUGACUGACUACAGUCCCCUGUACAAGCUAACGUACGAGCAUGGCGAAUAAAUCAGUCUAUGAUUUCUCUGCUGAGACCCUGGAGGGACAGCUGGUUCCGCUGAGUAAGUACAGGGGCAUGGUGCUUCUCAUCGUCAACGUUGCCACCUUCUGAGGGUCAACAAUAGAGGAGUACCACCGACUGAAUGCACUGAUGGAAAUGUUUGGCGACCUCAGCUUCACUGUCUUAGGAUUCUCCUGCAACCAAUUCGGUCUUCAGUCACCUGAGGUCAACCAUGAAACUCUCAACAUCCUGAAAUAUGCGCGACCUGGUGGAGGGUUUGUGCCAAAGUUUCCUGUCUUUUCUAAGGUUGAGGUGAAUGGAUUAAAUGAAGAGCCUCUUUUCACCUAUCUCAAGGAAUCUCUGACAUUUGUGAACCCUGUUAUUGGAGACAUAAAGAAAUUCUACUGGUCCCCAAUCAAAGUCAAUGACAUUCGGUGGAAUUUUGAGAAGUUUCUCAUUACAGCAGAUGGCCUUCCCUUCAAAAGAUAUGAACUUCACUGCCCCAUUGAGAAAGUGGAGAAGGACAUAGCAGAACUUCUCUGACUGACUUUUUUCAGUUCAACACCGGUGGCAGCAUGACGAUCCCCCAGUAAAUGCACACGUGCACCUGAGCUGGAUCUGAUGGGAAGAGGACCAGGACUCAGAGCUUCAGUGCAUUCACUCUGAGAAAAGUUCCAUUCCGCCACGGGAGGAGUUUUCAUGUCUUUUCUCUAAUGUGAUGGAGUCUGCUACUCAAGAUAAAUAAAGCACUAUUUAAAAAAAGUC
Molecule: messenger RNA, 996 nt
Organism: Scophthalmus maximus (turbot)
Lineage: Eukaryota; Metazoa; Chordata; Actinopteri; Pleuronectiformes; Scophthalmidae
Gene: gpx9
Product: glutathione peroxidase 9
Exons: 5
Biological process (GO): response to oxidative stress
Molecular function (GO): glutathione peroxidase activity
Source: RefSeq, a predicted model, not a curated record